Messenger RNA from Arvicola amphibius (Eurasian water vole), 1760 nucleotides. It is a transcript of the gene Znf575, whose product is annotated as zinc finger protein 575. NCBI's taxonomy places the organism in Eukaryota, Metazoa, Chordata, Mammalia, Rodentia, Cricetidae. Gene Ontology annotation, molecular function: RNA polymerase II cis-regulatory region sequence-specific DNA binding; DNA-binding transcription factor activity, RNA polymerase II-specific. The record is from RefSeq and is a predicted model, not a curated record. The transcript is spliced from 3 exons. Gene Ontology annotation, biological process: regulation of transcription by RNA polymerase II. Bases 975 to 1700 code for a protein of 241 amino acids.
GCGUGCCGACGCCCCCUCCAGCCCCGGAUGGGAGGAGGGGAUGAAAGUGAGGUUGGGCCCCGCGGCUUGCCGGGCUUCUUCUUUCCCUCUCUCCUUCCCUCGGGCGGCGUCUCCCAGCGCUCACAGGGCGGUGCAGAUCCGAGGGUUGCAAGGUAGCACUCAAGGGUUAGCCGAGACGGGAGGGUUCCGGAGCCCCACCCCUGGGGAGAGGCCUCCCUGCAGGUCUCCCUAUCCUACGAGGUUCCCAGUUCUACACCAGGGAUGCGAUUUAGCGACCAGAAGGACAGGGUGGACACAGCAUCCAUGGACUGAAACUAAAGGCAGGGCCCCCACCCAUGUCUCUGUGAAUUUGGUAAUCACCGGCGUCACCCCCACCCUCUUAACUGCUACCCCUGAGUUCCUCUGCCAGCAAGAUGCUGGAUGGAAGUGUGAAAUCCGAGGACACUUGCCAGGACCCGGUGACCCAAGGAGGUGAGAGCAGCCCGAGUUGUACGUAAGGGUCAUUCCACUGAUUGACAGCUGAGAAGAACCUGUUAGGACCAUUCGGAAUUACCCACACACCCGCCCCGCGCUCACGCGUAACAGGUUGCAAAGGAUCUUACCCUCACCCGCCAAUCUAGCUGGACCUUCCAUUUGCUGGGGCUCAGGAAAUUACAGGAGGUGCAUAGGGGAUAAUGUGGGAUUAUGGGUAGAACUGGAAAUGAAUACUUCACUAGGUUUCAGGACCAGAAUUGGCAACUCUUUGAGGUAGAACGUGGGGCGAGAGGGCAAACAGAUGUGAUCCUUAAUGGGACACCAUUGUGACACUUGCCUGCUCAGACACUUUGAGAUGCCCCUCUGGUAUUAAGAAAUGGCAGAGCCCAGCGUGGUAGCGCAGGUCCCUAAUCUCAGCACUCAGGAGGCAGAGACAGGGAGAUCUCUGAGAUUGGGGCCAAUUUGGUCUACAGAGAGAGUUCCAGGACAGCCAGGGCUGCAUGGUGAGAGUGGAGAGGGGAGGCAGAGCCUGGCCUUGGCCCGGGGUGUGCCUACUAGUAGAAACUCACCAGCUCUCACGUCCCAUAGUCCCCCACCAGGAUUUGCCCAGCCAGCCCGCCGCAUCUGGGAGCGUGCCCUCCCAGCCCCGCCGGCGGCCCCCACCCCAGCGCCCGCACCGCUGUCCGGACUGCCCCAAGGCUUUCUCGUACCCAUCCAAGCUGGCCACGCACCGGCUAGCGCACGGCGGCACCCGCCCGCACCCGUGCCCCGACUGCCCCAAGGCCUUCUCCUACCCGUCCAAGCUGGCCGCGCACCGCCUCACGCACAGCGGAGCUCGCCCGCACUCCUGCCCGCACUGCCCCAAGGCCUUCGGCCACCGCUCUAAGCUGGCGGCGCAUCUUUGGACCCACGCGCCCGCCCGCCCCUACCCAUGCCCCGAUUGCCCCAAAUCCUUCUGCUACCCCUCCAAACUGGCGGCCCACCGUCACACACACCACGCCACCGACGCCCGCCCCUACCCUUGUCCACACUGCCCCAAAGCGUUCUCGUUUCCCUCCAAACUGGCGGCUCACCGCCUGUGUCACGAACCCCCCACUGCGCCCAGCAGCCAGACCACUGGCCACCACCGAUGCUCCAGCUGUGACCAGGCUUUUGGCCAGAGACGCCUCCUGUUGGUUCAUCAACGCAGCCACCACCAGUCGGAGGGCCAGGGAGAGAGGGUGUGAGCUGCCCGUCCAGCCGCCCAACUGCCUCCACAACGUGUCAAUAAAGACCUGAAUUUCUAA